AUGCUUCCUAUAGACCUCAUAUCCCUUCCGUACCAAAUAGUGCUCACUGACAACAGACUAUUGGACGGCAUUCUCAUGGCGAUUGACGACCAGCGCAAUCUGCUGCUUUCAGACGUGUACGAGCACUCGGGCUCGCAAACAAGACACCUGGGCCUCGUGUCGGUGCCCAAGAACACCAUCAAAUGUGUGCUGGUGGACAGAAAAGAGUACGCAAAGGCCCAGCGCUACAGAGAGCGCCAGUCAUGA
This is a messenger RNA of Ogataea angusta, 246 nucleotides long. RefSeq lists its product as uncharacterized. Lineage: Eukaryota; Fungi; Ascomycota; Pichiomycetes; Pichiales; Pichiaceae. Bases 1 to 246 code for a protein of 81 amino acids. The transcript has a single exon. The record is from RefSeq and is a predicted model, not a curated record.